This is a messenger RNA of Paracoccidioides lutzii Pb01, 714 nucleotides long. RefSeq lists its product as hypothetical. The transcript has 4 exons. The coding region runs from base 1 to 714 and encodes 237 amino acids. The record is from RefSeq and is a predicted model, not a curated record.
AUGGGGGACCGUGAUCCCAGAUUCUUUCCUUCUGGCCAGAGACGGGCAUUUCUCGCAAAUCUUGCGGUUAUCACUUGUAUCGUGCCAGGCUCACCGAAUUUGCUAGAGUUUGUGGAUCCAACCAUGGAUGGCGCCGUCGAGGCAUAUUCCUUCACUUUGACUUUGCUUACUUCUUUCCAAGCACCAAUUGUAUCGUCAGCAACUUUCCACCUCAAAAUAGGCACUUUCAUUAUCCAGGAGGAAAGACAAAGACAGAGAUUCAGUAUUUACGCUGCUGGAUUUAAUCUACUUGAUUUCUGGAAACAUUCUCUGAAAGCCGUCAACUGUUUGACAGUUUUUCUCCCGGAUUUUACUGUCACACCAACUGUCCCUGUUGGCUCCUACCGAUCAAUAUCUUCAAGAACAAUCGACUCCACCGCCAAAGACCAGUUCUUCGUGCAGGGUGACGGGAAGUUACAAGCCAACAGAGAUCAUCGAAUUCAUCUCCUCUCUACGGGUAAUACUCCGCCAAAAUAUCACUUCCUCAAAUACAUCUUCGAACAACCAUCUCUAGUUUGGCACAACAUAUUCAAGUUCACUUCCCAAUCUCCUCGAUCCAGCGUUGGGGCACAGCAACGAGACCCGAAGACCGGAGCGUCGGGAAUUCUGGCCCUGCAGAGUGACCCAUCGAAUCAAAAAAACGAUUCGUCUGCUGCGCCAAACCACGCGAUCUAA